AUGGGUGCCGCCAAGAAGUCCGAGGUUCGCGAUCUGUUGGAAAAUCUGCACUAUCUAUACACUAGCGCCCAGGAGGGUCUAGUCAAGGCUCAAUCUAGGCUGAUUGGUCUUCUGGAAGACCAUUCUGCUCUGAAGGAUGAGCUCUCCAAGAGCAAAUCCAACCCGGCCCGCCCCCUUCCGUCUGACGGUCACAACUUACCCAGGAUAGGCGACAACCACAACAACUCGCCCAAAGAGGGAGCUCUCAUCUGGAUCACCGGCGGCGACAUUGAUCAGUCGGAUAAAAGUACCGAAUACCGCAUCAAGGUCGCUGACAAGGUCGGUGCUAAAGGUGGGGUUGUUAUAACUGAUAGCUUCUUUGCCAAAGACGGUAGGCUUGGCGCACGUGUCUCGGAUGCUGAUAAGGCUCGGGCCAAGGAGGCCGCGAGCCUUUUGGGUUACCAGACCAAGGUUCUCGGUGCAAUUGACCCCGAGCUCUUCAUCAGAGACGUUGGUGAUAUCAGUGAAGAGGAGCUACGCGAUGCGGUAGGCGACUGCUGUACGGCGGUCUACAAGAAGGGCCUGAACGCCUUUGUCAGAGUGCGCAGGGACGGUCUGGAAGAUCUUCUUAGUGCCGGCAUCAAGGUUGGCUGGCGUCUCCUGAAGCCAGAAAUCCGCCAUCGCAAGGUCAUGUGCUACCACUGCUGCGCGAUUGGGAAAUCGGCUCACCUUGCCAAGGACGGCCCCAAUGAGGCUGCCUGCUGCAAGUAUACUUCCAAUACUUCCAAUACUUCCAAUAUACAUAUAGCCAACAUGGCCAGCGAUCUGUCUGAUGCCGAGAGCGCUCUGCAAUAG
Molecule: messenger RNA, 834 nt
Organism: Perkinsus marinus ATCC 50983
Lineage: Eukaryota; Perkinsozoa; Perkinsida; Perkinsidae
Exons: 2
Coding region: 1-834 (277 amino acids)
Source: RefSeq, a predicted model, not a curated record